AUGCAAAGCCUUUUCCAAGCACCGAUUCGAGUUUGCAGUCCAAUCAAUAUGCGGCAGCUUUCUCCUGCAGACGCCGAAGUUGCUGUAUCCGGCGAGAUUGGGUCAGAGGAUGAGGAUGGCUUCAACGUGUUGGACGCCGCUCUGCCGCGAAAUCUAUCAGAUCCAAAAGACAAGGGGAAGACCCCCAUGACAGUCCAACGCAGAUGCACAAACGUUGCAUGGACUUGUCCUUUCCUGAUGCUCUUGGGGGUGUGCUGCUGGAUCACGCGUAUUGCUGUCAGGGUCGGCAGGCCCGCGAUCAUGUUCAGACCGCCCAACUUCCAAGGCGAGAUUUGCGGCAAGCGAAGGUAUCGAGGAAUGAAGUUUCUUUAUUUUUGUCUGAGGCAGGAGUCGCAAGCAAGCAAGGGUUUGGAGAUUAGAUAUCCAAUCUGUGUGAAGGAUUGCCCGGAUUCGUCCAAUACCUCUAGAAGCUGCUAUACUGGUAAUGGUGAGGCGAGCGACAUCCAUGCGUGGCAGUCCAUCCGCGACUACCCCACGCAGCCAUUGAUGUAUUUCUGCAGGCCUCACAGAGAAUACACCACGGGUCUCAGCGACGAUUUCUGGACUGCAGUGAGCAAGGGUCCGCCGACAAGCUAUUUCGUGGCAGCCCAUUACAGUGGCUGGCCAGAGGUUUCAACAGUGUCUGUUUCCACAUCCACUCUGUUCUCGCUUUUCUAUCUCAUGCUCUUGUCGAAGUACUCGCGCACCUUGAUUUGGCUCUCGCUGACUGUGCUUGUGCUUUUUGCCGCAGCCACGUUUUGCGUGUAUGGCUACUGCUUCAAGGAAGGCUGCCAGCUUUGGACGGGACAGGGGGCCGGGCAUUUGCCUGACUUGUUCAAAUGUGCCGGUGCUGGCAUUUGUGGCUUCUUCCUCCUGCGGACCAUGAACAAUUUGCACUCAGAUCUGGAUAUGGUCGGGCGCACCUUGGAGAUGGCAUGCUCUUGCAUUCUGUCAGGUCCUAUCAUAGCUGCCCUGCCCGUCGGGGUCCUGGCUGUGCGGAUUUGCUUGGUGGUCUGGCUUUUCUACGUGCUUCUGUGCUUGUAUGGCUUCCAGGUCCACGACACAAUGACAGAAGUCGAGAACCCCUGGACCUCCAAGUGGUACAAGUUUCCCCCAAUUGACAAUCAUGAAGACUUUUGGAUGUAUAUGAUCAUUUCUGUGCUCUUCUUCCUUUGGUGCAAUGGUACCACCACGUCUGUUUUUUAUUACUGCAACUAUUAUGUUGGGCAAGUGUGGUUUUUCGCCGGGGGGAAAGUCUCCCUUCAGCAGUGCAAUGCCCCAAGGGCCUUAUACAGCUGCUUGAGGUAUCAUUUUGGAACUAUGAUUCUCUCAGGGUUGUUCUUCGUCUUGGUGGGGCCACUGCAUGCCACACUGGGCAGGCUAAGGUCAGCAGCAGACGCUGAAAAUGCCGUGGCGGAGCUUGUGUACUCAUGCCUUUCAAGCUGCGUUGACCUGUAUUCGCAGUCCGUGGCGCACCUCGAGCGUAAUGCGUUGCAAGAUGUAAGCCUGCAAGCCUUUGAGUAUUUCGAGGGUGCAGAGCACGCUGCGGAAGUGCAACGCAACGCGUUGAUAUCAGAUGAGGUGAUGCUUCUAAAAGCCUCAUGCAUGCUUUUUCAGGCAGCCGGUGUGGGAUGUGCUGGUGUGAUUGCCUGGUUUGCUUCUGUUUCGACUUUGUCGCAAGAGCAGUUCACAGAUGAAGGCAGCCAGUACUACGUGAGAGACAAGUCUUUGGUGUGCCUUGCAGGUGUCGUUCUAUCGGCUGCCUCAGCCAUGCACUUUAUGUUUAUCUUCGACGUAGUGGGAGAGGCUGUGAUCUACAGCGAGGUGGUGGACGAGCAGCGAAACCCUGUCGAGACACAGGUGACAGCCGCGGCCAGCCACAUCAUGAGGAACUGCAGCCCCUGGGGCCAGAUGAUGGCCGACAUUACCUCCUGCCACUGUGGUUCUCGAUCCCUUCCUGCUCAGAGCUUCCGAGGUGCGAGUAUCUUUGAUUGGGUGUCCAUGGACGGAGCUCCGUCCGACCCGUUAGCCGUGCCAGCCCCGAUGACAGCCAACGCUGCUGCCAGACCAGGGCAUGACCAAAGAUUUAGCCCGAGCUGA
Messenger RNA from Symbiodinium sp. CCMP2592, 2139 nucleotides. NCBI's taxonomy places the organism in Eukaryota, Dinophyceae, Suessiales, Symbiodiniaceae. The record is from the annotation of a GenBank genome assembly.